AUGAGUAAGUUUGGAAACAAUUGGAAGCAGAUUGGUCUUACCGAGCUGCCGGAUCGUUCCACCCAUGAUCUACGCAACAGGCAAGUCGAGAAAUCUGAGCCAUCAUCUUCAUUACCGGAUGCCAAUGACGAGGAAAUGGCCAACAACAGCCCUGACGGUAACGAUGAGGAGAGCUGUGACGGUGACGGCGACGAUGUAUUUGAUGAAGGUUCCGAGUCUGGAAUGGCCGAACCAAGAGGAGAUCAGAAGCAUCAGCUCCUGAUUGACAUGAGUCUUCUGUCCGAAGAAACAGUGAAGGCAACAGAACUCGGGGCCGCGUCCAUGAUCAUGCCAAACUACCAGCAUUCAGACACAUUCUUGGCAGUACCCGCUCUGGAGUCGCCAGGUAGCACUUUCAACAUGUUUGACCCGAGCUGCGUGGGCACCUCAGAUCAUUCAUCGUUGAACUCGGCUAUUCAGACUCCGGAUAGCGAUUGGAUGUCUUGGCUCAAUUCGCUUGAGGCUGACACCUCAGUUUCACCGGAAUCACGGCCCUCAUGGUGGGAUGAGGGUUCCACUGAUCAACACUACUUCCACAACUCCGGCUAUGGAAGUUCUGAUGUCAACAUGGCUGGAAUUCCGGACGGUAAUAAUAGCUCAAGAGCUAGGAAGCGAGUCAAAGGUGAGGCUUCUCCAAGGGCUUCUCUCAGGCCAGGGGCCCGCGAUGAGAAUCCGGCGAAGGAUAAUGUACAGAUGGGUCUUGUCACUUUGUCUCUGGACCAAGUAGACCCGAUAAUCGCCAACGAGAUAAUAGGAAGUGUCAUGAAGCACAGUGCGGGGCUCAAGAUCAACUGCACCGUCAAUAAUCACUCAUGA
Colletotrichum fioriniae is the source of this 855-nucleotide messenger RNA. NCBI's taxonomy places the organism in Eukaryota, Fungi, Ascomycota, Sordariomycetes, Glomerellales, Glomerellaceae. The record is from RefSeq and is a predicted model, not a curated record.